This is a messenger RNA of Cooperia oncophora, 213 nucleotides long. The record is from the annotation of a GenBank genome assembly. NCBI's taxonomy places the organism in Eukaryota, Metazoa, Nematoda, Chromadorea, Rhabditida, Trichostrongylidae.
AUGAUUUUUAUUCGUCUGCCAUUAACUGGUACCGUCACGAUGCUGCUCUGUAAGAUACCUGCCAACUUUUUAAUCACCUCUAUCUACGUGGUCUACUACUAUCUCAACUACGCCGUGAUCUAUUCUACGUUGGCCAUUUCGCUUCUCAGAGCGACUGCUGUACUUCGACCGUUUGACUCCAUAAAGGUAUUUUUGGCAAUUUUCAUGAACUGA